Pezoporus flaviventris is the source of this 3968-nucleotide messenger RNA. RefSeq names its product pleckstrin homology domain containing A6 (gene PLEKHA6). NCBI's taxonomy places the organism in Eukaryota, Metazoa, Chordata, Aves, Psittaciformes, Psittacidae. The record is from RefSeq and is a predicted model, not a curated record. Gene Ontology annotation, molecular function: protein binding.
UCGCCCCGUUGCUGUCCCCAUGGGGGAUGACAUCGACUGGCUGGACCUGCCGGGCAGGUGGACCUACGGCGUCUGCGGGGAUGGACGCGUCUUCUUCAUCAAUGAUGAGACCAAGUCCACGAGCUGGGUGCACCCCAGCACAGGCUACUCCAUCCAGAGCGGGCACUUCUCCUGUGCUGGGCUGCCCCGAGGCUGGGAGGUGGACACCACAGUGCACGGGGGCUUCUACUUCAUCAACCACAAUGAAAGGCGGAACACGUUCCUGCACCCAGUGACGGGACAGGUCCCCGAGGACACCUCAAGACUUGACCCGCACAACCCCACCUCGGACAUGUCCAGCAAAGCGGGGAGCAAGCGAGCGGCGCCCGUCACCAGCGAGCCCCAAAACCACACCAUGGUGGCCGAGGGGCCCCCGGAGCGCCCCGGAGGCCGGGUGGGUGCCCGGGGCCGUGGAGCACGUCAGGGAGCAACGGAGCCAGGGAGCAGGGCCCCCCCCCCGGCACUGAGCAGCUCCUCUGCCCCUCUGCAGGCAUCGCGCUCCUCCCGCAAGGGCAUCGCCUUCGGGAAGCGCUCCAAUUCCAUGAAGAGGAACCCCAAUGCCGCUGUCACCAAAAGCGGGUGGCUCUACAAGCAGGCCAGCUCGGGGGUGAAGCAGUGGAACAAGCGCUGGUUCGUGCUGGUGGAUCGCUGCCUCUUCUACUACAAAGAUGAGAAGGAGGAGAGCAUCCUGGGCAGCAUCCCGCUCCUCAGCUUCCGCGUGGCAGCCGUGCAGCCCUCGGACAACAUCAGCAGGAAGCACACGUUCAAGGUGACGGUGUGCUGGGUGGAGGAGAUGCCGGCAAGUAACGGGCAGUCCCUGUCUCCCCAGGCCGAGCACGCUGGCAUCCGGACCUACUUCUUCAGCGCUGAGAACACAGAGGAGCAGGAAUCCUGGAUCCAAGCCAUGGGCGAAGCCGCCCGGGUGCAGAUCCCCCCGACACAGAGACACGAGAAGCCAGACUCUGAGAACAUCCCCCCCAGCAAACACCACCACCACCACCACCACCACAACACCUCCCACCGCGAGCACCCCAAAGCUGACCCCGACACCAAGACCCGGGGCGAAGGCGACGGCCGCGGCUCGGAGAAGAUGGAGAGGAAGCCGGAAAGGAUGGAGAGCAAGAAGGAGCCUUUGGCCAAAGCCAACGGCAUCGCGGGGCCGGAGAUGCCCUCGGAGCCGGGCAGCCCUUACCCCGAAGCGCCGCGGGUGCCGGCGGAGCGGCCACCACAGCCCAAUGGCUGGCUGUACCCGUCCCCCAGCCGCCCCGGCAGCACCGCCUUCCCCCCCGGCGAUGGGGACAGUGCGGCCCCGCGCCGCAGCAUCGCUCCCCGCACCAACCAUGAGAAGCUGGCGCAGCGCAAGAGCUCCAUGACGCAGCUGCAGCAAUGGGUGAACUCGCGCCGUGGGGCUGUGCCCCCCGAGGAGCUGAGGAGCCCCACCAGGUUUUACCCCAUGUCUCGCCGGGUACCCGACUACUAUUCCCCCUACUCACCCCAGUACCCCGAGGACUACCAGUACUAUCCCCCCGGCGUGCGCCCCGACAGCAUCUGCUCCAUGCCAGCCUACGAGCGGGUGAGCCCGCCCUGGGCACUGGAGGACAAGCGCCAUUCCUUCCGCAAUGGAGGCACCUACCAGCUCCGUGACUGGAAGGAGCAUCCCGGCUUCGGCCGCCAGGAUGUCCCGCUCUGGCUGCCCGGGCCUGGGAGGCAGCCAGCCUACCUGGAUGAGGUGGAUGCAGCCUCGGGCUCGCUGCGGCGCAUGUCCCUGCAGCCCCGGUCCCACUCCGUGCCCCGCUCGCCCAGCCAAGGUUCCUAUGCCCGGGCACGGGUUUACUCCCCGGUGCGCUCGCCCAGUGCCCGCUUUGAGCGCCUGCCGCCCCGGGGAGAGGAGAUUUACGCUGACCCCACCACCUUCAUGAUGAGGAGAUCCAUCAGUUCUCCAAAGUAUGACUAUCUGGGGGACAGACGGCCCGUCCCUGCGGGAAUGUACCCGUACCACUACCCAGCAUCACCCACCAUCCACGACAAGAUGGAUGAACUUUUAGACCUUCAGUUGCAAAGAAACCUAGAGUAUUUGGACCAGCAGAUGAGCGAGAGCGAAACCCUCAUCAGUAUGGUGAACAGGAUGGUGGAGACCUCCUCCCCUAGGGCUCAGCUCUACAUGCAAGUGACCCCCUUCCCGGAGGCCUACAGGGAGACAGUGCACACCUACAAGAUCAGCGAGCAAGACACCGAUAAGCUGCUGGGGAAGCUCUGUGAGCAGAACAAGGUGCUGCGGGAGCAGGAGAGGCUGGUGCAGCAGCUCCGAGCAGAGAAGGAGAGCCUGGAGAGUGCCCUGAUGGGGACACACCAGGAGCUGGAGAUGUUUGGGAGCCAACCUGCCUACCCAGAGAAGCUGCUGCACAAGAAGGAAUCCCUCCAGAACCAGCUCAUCAAUAUCCGUGUGGAGCUGUCCCAGGCCAGCACGGCCCUGGCAAACAGCACUGCUGAGUACGAGAGCCUGGAGAGCGAGGUGUCCACCCUGCACGAUGACCUCUGGGAGCAGCUCAACCUGGACAUCCAGAACGAGAUGCUGAACCGGCAGAUCCAGAAGGAGAUCUGGCGGAUCCAGGAUGUGAUGGAGGGGUUGAGGAAGAACAACCCAUCCCGCGGCACGGACACGGCCAAGCACAGAGUGGCCAUGGGCCCCUCAGGAACGUACAGCUCCAACAGCCCCGCCAGCCCCCUGAGCUCCGCCAGCCUCACCAGCCCCCUCAGCCCCUUCUCCCUCGUCUCUGGCUCCCAGGGAUCGCCCACGAAGCCAGGACCUGGUGAGCCCAAGCCAAGCUUUGAGCAGAGCAAGAAGGAUGCUCAGCGACCAGCACCCCCUGGUCCCCAGGCCGAGGGGCUCCGGCAGGAGCAGGAGGCAGAGAAGCAGGCAGCUCUCAACAAGGUGGGCAUCGUGCCCCCCAGGACCAAGUCUCCAGCAGAGGAGGAGGUGAUGCCAGCGGCUGGAGUGCCACGGAGGAGCAGUGGUGGCAUGGCCAACGGGCUCGGCUCCAAGGAGAGACCCAAGAGCGCUGUGUUCGCCAACGAGACGAAGGUGAAGAUGAGUGUGGAGGAGCAGAUCGACCGCAUGAAGCGGCACCAGAGCGGCUCCAUGAAGGAGAAGCGGCGCAGCCUGCAGCUCCCUGGCACCCAGCAGCCCGAGCCCCCCAGCACGAAGGCACCCGCUUCAUAUAAAGUGGUGCGCCGGCACCGCAGCAUCCAUGAGGUGGACAUCUCCGACCUGGAGGCAGCGCUGCGCUCCGAUGACCCCAGCAAGGUCUAUGAGACCCCCCAGGAGGAGAUCGCCCGCCUGCGCAAGAUGGAGCUGGAGCCACAGCACUACGAUGUGGACAUCAACAAGGAGCUCUCCACACCGGACAAAGUGCUCAUCCCCGAGCGGUACGUGGAGCUGGAGCCGGAUAUGCCCCUCAGCCCCGAGGAGAUGAAGGAGAAGCAGAAGAAGGUGGAAAGGAUCAAGACCCUCAUUGCCAAAUCCAGCCUGCAGAACGUCAUCCCCCUGGGCGAGGAGCUGGAUGCUCCCCAGGACCCCGAGACCCAGCUGCAGGAGCAGGAGAAGAGGAUCGAGAUCUCCUGUGCUCUGGCUGCCGAGGCCUCGCGCCGGGGCCGCAUGCUCUCGGCUCAAUGCGCUACCCCCAGCCCUCCCACCUCCCCAGCCUCCCCGACUCCACCGACCAACCCCCUCUCGUCUGAAACACCCCGCGGCGCCGACAACAGCCAUUUUAUGCGUGUCUGAGCCAUGAACUCAAGCCCUGGCUGCUGCCGGCUCUAUCAAGUUCCACGGGGCCACAUUUUAGCCCCCGACACGACACCAAAUCUCUCGCCAUCGUCUUCGGUUCUCCUGGACCCCCCUUUCUCUCCCAUGGAUGGCGAGUGGGAAGAUG